AUGCACCUCUUCAACAUCACUCUACAACCCCCUACCAAUGUCACCCUGGCUGCCGUUGGAUCCUUCUCUGGGACCAAGGGUCAGGAGAUAUUAGUAGUUCGGGGAGGGACGAGGUUGGAGAUCCUCAAGCUCAAUACAAGUACGGGGCAGCUGGAUACGAUAUGUACUGCCGAAGCGUUUGGGACUGUCCGGAGUGUCGCUGGGUUCAGAUUAGCAGGAAUGACCAAGGACUAUAUCUUAUUGUCAUCUGACUCUGGUAGAAUGUCAAUCAUAGAGUUUGUUGUGACGCCUACACCACACUUCGAGUCAUUAUACCAAGAGGUGUUCGGGAAGUCUGGGAGCAGACGAGUGGUACCUGGACAGUUUCUUGCUGUAGACCCUAAGGGUCGGAGCUGUAUGUUCGCUGCGUCGAAACUAGUAUAUGUGCUGAAUAGAAACUCCGAGGGCAAGCUCUUUCCGUCAUCACCUCUGGAAGCACAUAAGAACCAUGCCCUUAUCACUCAUGUGAUAGGUGUGGACCAGGGCUAUGACAACCCCCUGUAUGCCGCGUUGGAGGUGGAUUACUCUGAAUCAGAUGAAGAUCCAACAGGGGCUGCAUUUGAGGCAGCGGAGAAGCAUUUGGUAUUUUACGAGUUGGAUCUAGGAUUGAAUCAUGUCGUCCGGAAAUGGAGCGAACCCACUGAUCGGAGAGCAAAUCUCCUUGUCCAAGUACCAGGAGGGCAGAACGCGACGUCUGACCGAUUCGAGGGACCCUCAGGAGUGUUAGUCUGCUGUGAGGAUCAUGUCAUUUGGAAACAUAUGGAUGCGGAAGCACAUCGGGUACCCAUACCACGACGAAGAAAUCCAUUGGCCCAACGUGGAGAAAUCAGUCGAGGGAUGAUCAUCGUCUCUGCUGUCAUGCACAAAAUCCGAGGGGCCUUCUUUUUUCUUCUACAGAACGAAGACGGGGACUUGUACAAAUUAUGGAUUGAUCACCAAGGGGAAGACGUCGUUGCUGUCAAGAUCAAAUACUUCGAUACCGUGCCGGUGUCGAAUAGCUUGUGUAUUCUGAAAAGCGGAUACCUCUUCGCUGCUAGCGAGUUCGGUGAUCAAAAUCUGUACCAAUUUCAAAAUCUUGCCGAAGAUGACGACGAGCAAGAAUGGUCCUCGACCGAUUAUCCUGAUAACGGGAAUACCACUGGUGCUUUGCCAUACGCAUUCUUCAACCCCAGACCUCUCCAAAAUCUCCUACUUGUUGACACACUUUCCUCCCUCGAUCCCAUUCUUGAUGCCCAAGUGGUGAAUCUUCUAGGCCAGAGUUCAGAUACUCCCCAAAUAUACGCCGCAUGUGGCCGAGGACCAAGAAGCACUUUCCGAACGCUGAAGCAUGGGUUGGAGAUACAGCAAAUUGUCGCCUCACCUCUACCUGGUGUCCCAAAUGCUGUAUGGACCUUGAAAUUGACAGAGGAAGACGAAUUCGAUUCAUAUAUCGUGCUCUCAUUCCCCAAUGGUACCCUUGUUCUAUCAAUCGGUGAGACUAUCGAAGAAGUCAACGAUACAGGCUUCUUAUCAUCUGGGCCUACGUUAGCCGUACAACAACUGGGGGAUGCAGGAUUAUUGCAGGUCCACCCAUAUGGUCUGCGGCAUAUCCGGGCUGCCGAUAGAGUUGACGAAUGGGCUUGUCCACCGGGAUCAGCCAUAACCGCCGCUACCACCAACAAGCGACAAGUGGUUAUUGCGUUGUCGACAGCCGAGUUGGUGUAUUUUGAACUGGACCCCGAGGGAUCACUGAGCGAGUAUCAAGAUAAGAAGAGUCUGCCCGGCAACGCGACGUGUGUCAGUAUCGCCGAGGUGCCGGAGGGGCGCAGACGAACACCAUUCCUUGCGGUUGGUUGUGACAACCAGACUGUCCAUGUCAUCUCCUUGGAGCCAGAGAGCACUCUAACCACUCUCAGUUUGCAAGCCUUGACGGCUCCGCCAGCGUCCAUUUGCCUUGCUGAGAUAUUCGACACCUCUAUCGACAAAAACCGAGCCACGAUGUUCCUCAACAUAGGCUUGAUGAACGGUGUACUUCUUCGUACUGUAGUCGAUCCAGUUGAAGGAUCUCUAUCAGAUACUCGUCUUCGGUUCCUCGGUGCCAAACCCCCAAAACUCGUUCGAUCGUCUAUUCACGGCUCGCCAUCGGUCAUGGCGUUCUCGAGCAGAGCAUGGUUAUUAUACACAUAUCAGGACAUGCUGCAAACCCAGCCAUUGAUAUAUGACGCAUUGGAGUAUGCCUCAACAUUAUCAGCCGCCAUGUGCCCCGAAGGUCUCAUAGGGAUAUCGGGCAACACUCUAAGAAUCUUUACAAUUCCGAGAUUAGGAGAAAAGUUAAAACAAGACUCCAUGUCCCUCACCUACACCCCUAGAAAGUUCAUCAGCCAUCCUUUCAGUACGAUAUUCUAUAUGAUAGAAUCGGAUCAUCGUGUACUCGGACCAAAAGCUAUACAACGUAUAGUUUCGCAGAAAAAAGCAGCAGGUGAUCGCGUGGAUGGAUCAAUCCUCGAAUUACCGCCGUCAGAAUUUGGUAGACCUCGAGCAGGUCCAGGGCAUUGGGCAUCGCUCAUUCGGAUUCUAGACCCUUUGACGAACCAAACAGUAUCGACGAUAGAGUUGGACGAGGAUGAAGCUGCCUUUUCCCUGACAAUCGCUUACUUUGAGAAUAUGGCGGGAGAGCCAAGUCUCGUGGUGGGGACGGCGGUGAAGACUACCUUAACACCUCGGGGAUGUAAGGAAGGAUGGUUGAGGGUUUACGCUAUCAAAGAGAAUGGUCGGACGUUGGAGUUCAUGCACAAGACAAAAUUGGACGAAAUACCACUGUGUGUAGCUGGAUUCCAGGGCUACCUUCUGGUUGGAGCCGGGAAGUCAUUGAGACUUUACGAGGCUGGUAAGAAAGCAUUACUGAGGAAGUGUGAAAAUAACAGUUUUCCCACUGUGAUAGCGACCAUCAACGUCAUUGGUGCUCGUAUCAUCGUCGGAGAUAUGCAAGAAUCGACUUUUUUCUGCGUCUACCGUUCCAUCCCCACACGUCAACUGCUGGUAUUCGGAGACGACACCCAACCUCGGUUCCUGACUUGCGUCACCAACGUCGACUAUGACACUGUCGCCUGUGGGGACAAAUUCGGAAACGUGUUUGUCAAUCGGAUGGAUCAGGCUGUCAGCGAGAAGGUGGAUGAUGAUCCUACAGGAGCGGGAAUUCUACAUGAGAAGGGGUUUUUGAUGGGAGCAGCUCAUAAGACGACUUUGAUAGCUCAUUAUCAAGUGGGCAGUGUGGUGACUUCGUUGACAAAAGUUUCUUUAGUACCUGGGGGAAGAGACGUGUUGGUGUAUACCACGAUAUCAGGAGCUGUGGGCGCUCUCGUCCCCUUCAUCUCGAUGGACGACGUGGAGUUUAUGACGACUUUGGAAAUGCACAUGCGUUCUCAGAACAUAUCUCUGGUCGGAAGAGAUCAUCUUGCCUACCGAGGUUAUUACGCCCCCGUCAUGGGAGUGGUAGACGGAGAUCUGUGCGACGCAUACAGUUCAUUACCAUACACCAAACAGUCUUCCAUCGCCAACGAACUCGAUAGGAGCGUGGGGGAUGUGUUGAAGAAAUUGGAACAGAUGAGGACUAGUAGUGCGUUCUAAGGAGGGGGGGAGAGGUUAUCUGAGGCAAACUGUACAAGCUGGUGGUAUGCAUGCUGUCGCAAGC
Molecule: messenger RNA, 3709 nt
Organism: Tremella mesenterica DSM 1558
Lineage: Eukaryota; Fungi; Basidiomycota; Tremellomycetes; Tremellales; Tremellaceae
Exons: 20
Coding region: 1-3645 (1214 amino acids)
Biological process (GO): mRNA splicing, via spliceosome
Cellular component (GO): U2 snRNP; nucleus
Molecular function (GO): U2 snRNA binding; protein binding
Source: RefSeq, a predicted model, not a curated record